AUGAUAAAAGUGAUCAUUUUGUUUAAUGUUAUCGAAUCAUCAUCAUCAUCAUCAUCAUCAUCAUCAUCAUCAUCAUCAUCAUCAUCAUCAUCAUCAUCAUCAUCAUCAUCAUCAUCAUCAUCAUCAUCAUCAUCAUCAUCAUCAUCAUCAUCAUCAUCAUCAUCAUCAUCAUCAUCAUCAUCAUCAUCAUCAUCAUCAUCAUCAUCAUCAUCAUCAUCAUCAUCAUCAUCAUCAUCAUCAUCAUCAUCAUCAUCAUCAUCAUCAUCAUCAUCAUCAUCAUCAUCAUCAUCAUCAUCAUCAUCAUCAUCAUCAUCAUCAUCAUCAUCAUCAUCAUCAUCAUCAUCAUCAUCAUCAUCAUCAUCAUCAUCAUCAUCAUCAUCAUCAUCAUCAUCAUCAUCAUCAUCAUCAUCAUCAUCAUCAUCAUCAUCAUCAUCAUCAUCAUCAUCAUCAUCAUCAUCAUCAUCAUCAUCAUCAUCAUCAUCAUCAUCAUCAUCAUCAUCAUCAUCAUCAUCAUCAUCAUCAUCAUCAUCAUCAUCAUCAUCAUCAUCAUCAUCAUCAUCAUCAUCAUCAUCAUCAUCAUCAUCAUCAUCAUCAUCAUCAUCAUCAUCAUCAUCAUCAUCAUCAUCAUCAUCAUCAUCAUCAUCAUCAUCAUCAUUCAUUCAUUCAUUCAUUCAUUCAUUCAUUCAUUCAUUCAUUCAUUCAUUCAUUAUUUUAAUAUUCGAAAUAAGAAGUGUCGUUUCUAAACAGAAGCAAGAAGAAGAACAACAACGACCACCACCACCACAACAACAUGAACGACAACAAGAAGAACUAGAGGAUGAAGAAGAAGAGGAACAGGAAAUUGACACAUUGAAUGAAUGA
This is a messenger RNA of Schistosoma curassoni, 861 nucleotides long. The record is from the annotation of a GenBank genome assembly. NCBI's taxonomy places the organism in Eukaryota, Metazoa, Platyhelminthes, Trematoda, Strigeidida, Schistosomatidae.